CUGUUUUCUAUAUUUCGCCCCUCAAGUAUGCAACUAUUUUUAUCGUGAAGUCCCCACUCUUAACAACGAAGUCUUCCUCCUCGAGAGAGAGGAAGAAGAAGGGUUGCAGAGGGGAUGAAACCUCUGCCUUUCUCUUCCACUGAGAGCAGAGGUUUGGUAACAGAAGAAUUAAAACCAACUUCGUCAAUUCGAUUUCAUCUGUAAUAGAGAGGUGAACUUACUUAGGAAAAAAAUAUCUUAGUGGUGGAAGCUAUCUGGAGGACAAAAACAGGAUAGGCAGAAAUAAUAUACAAAAGAUUUAAAAGGGAAUCCACAUCCAGAAAAAGUCCCCAUGCCUUUGCUUCCUAAUUCUUCCAUGAUUGGACAAAAGAGAUCACAUGGAAUUAGUGCAGCCACCUAUAUACAUUUACAAAAGUUCUCGUUGCAUUUGUUGGAAAAUAAUGUACCAACUGCCAGAAGUUUCUGCUACAUAUUGGAGAUAAUUGAAGGAAAUGGGAGGUUGCUGCUGUUGUUCUUCCAGAAGAUCUCACCUUAAUGCAGCACCAGUAUAUUACUACUGCCCACGAACAUCAGAGGAGCGUGAGCCCUUAUCAUCACACCAUGGUGCAGCCUCUACACUCUCUUCUGGGCUUCUUGUCCAUACAAAUCUGGAAACAUCAACACCUGACACUUAUCGAGCACCACCUGCACCCCUACCAUAUGAUAUGGAUUUAGGGCGUCCACAAACUCCUCCAGUCACUCAAGGUGGUAGUGCUGACAAGAGUGAAGAUGCACUGCAGACAACAGAUACUGAAGCCGUCAGAGAAACAAUCAGUGGCAGUGGUUUUGAAACAUCAGAUAUGUGUGAAAAUUUGAAAGAAUCAGGCUGCAAGAUAGAGAAAAAUUCUGCACUUGCCUCUGCAAAGGAGUCUGAAGUUGAACUUUCAAAGUUGAAUGAACCUAUUGUUUCAGCAGCUGAGGAGGAGGAUGUUUGCCCCACCUGUUUUGAAGAGUAUGAUGAGGAGAACCCAAGAAUUAUCACGAAAUGUGAACAUCAUUUUCACCUUUCCUGCAUUCUUGAAUGGAUGGAAAGAAGUGACACCUGCCCUGUAUGCGAUCAGUUAAUGGUAUUCAACCAAUGAUGAAGUUGUAGCAAUCUGAGACUUGCCAGAUGGAGUAAACAAGAUCUAUAGUAGCACGAAGGGGUACAGAGACAUUGGAUUUCUUGAUUAGUGGUUGUCAGAGUCAGAUUCAACUGUAGUUGUCAUGUUGUUUUGAAGGACUUGCGCUUUUGAAUUACAAAAAUAUUUUUGUGCAUGCACACGUUGGAGUUUUACAAAAGACGGAGACCAACCGUGCAAGACAUUGAAAUAAUCUGCUUCUCGCAGUGCCUUCUAUCAACUUGAUUGUUGGUGCGCUGAUGCAGUCAGCAAUAUAGAGGCAGAAGAAUUAUCCAAGCUGUGCAUGCCUAACGAGAUGGGUCCCUUUCUUUCUUUCUAUUUUUUCCUGUAGAAAGUGGUAAAUUCUACAUUUUCUAAUUGUUUUCCAUUCCAGGAGUUCCAUCAUCUCUCUUCUCUGUACAGCUUAUGCUUUCGGUUUCCACACACAGAUGAAAUGGUUGGUUGUUAUUUGCA
Messenger RNA from Macadamia integrifolia, 1613 nucleotides. RefSeq names its product probable E3 ubiquitin-protein ligase RHB1A. The record is from RefSeq and is a predicted model, not a curated record. The transcript is spliced from 7 exons. Gene Ontology annotation, molecular function: ubiquitin-protein transferase activity. Bases 492 to 1121 code for a protein of 209 amino acids. NCBI's taxonomy places the organism in Eukaryota, Viridiplantae, Streptophyta, Magnoliopsida, Proteales, Proteaceae.